UUCCUCUUCGACCCUGAUCACAAUGUCGAACUCUGAAAACUUUCUAGCAAUACGAGUGGAAUUUGGUGGCGGUCUCGAGUUGCUCUUCUCUAAUCAAAGAUCUCAUAAACUCAAAAUACCCGCCAAUAUUUCCAAGAACAGUGUAGGGAAGCCUGCAGAUAUUGACUAUCUGAUUCAUCAUCUACGCGACAACCUAUUAAAAGAGAGAAAAGAGCUGUUCAUGGAGAAAGAUACAGUGAGGCCAGGGAUACUGGUUCUCAUUAAUGACACUGACUGGGAACUGGAGGGAGAAGGAGAUUAUAUCCUGCAGAACAACGAUGAAAUCGUGUUCAUCUCGACGCUGCAUGGUGGUUAGGUGAUCUACUGGUACCGGAGUCGUUCUGGGUUGCUCUCAGUUUGAAAGCCGCUGUGCUACCCUGUAUUUUGCAUAAUUUUGGACAGGAUCUAUUAUCAUGUUUCGUCCCAGCUUUCUUGCUCUGUACGGCAUCGCGAAAUGAAUACUACUCGUCUCCU
Guyanagaster necrorhizus is the source of this 513-nucleotide messenger RNA. RefSeq names its product ubiquitin-related modifier 1. Gene Ontology annotation, biological process: tRNA thio-modification. The transcript is spliced from 3 exons. The record is from RefSeq and is a predicted model, not a curated record. The coding region runs from base 23 to 355 and encodes 110 amino acids. Gene Ontology annotation, cellular component: cytoplasm. Lineage: Eukaryota; Fungi; Basidiomycota; Agaricomycetes; Agaricales; Physalacriaceae.